Entamoeba invadens IP1 is the source of this 717-nucleotide messenger RNA. RefSeq lists its product as hypothetical. The record is from RefSeq and is a predicted model, not a curated record. Bases 1 to 717 code for a protein of 238 amino acids. Lineage: Eukaryota; Evosea; Mastigamoebida; Endamoebidae. The transcript has a single exon.
AUGCCAGCUAAAAAUCUUGCAAUAUGUCUUUCUCCCUGUUUACUCUUUUGUGAAAAGACUGAAUUGGUCGACUGUGGGUACGCCACUAUUGCAAUAGAGGAAAUCAUCAAUGGAUUUGAGUUUGUGUUCGACACAAGCAAUGAAGUGUUUUCUAAAGAGAAAUACAAAGAAGUAUUUGGGAGGAAAAUAUUGAGAGCAUCUGAUGAUAACAAACUGAGUGAUUUUCUUAACACACCAAUUCAAAGUCCACGAUCUUUACAAAGUCCAAGGGAAAAGUUUUUUGAAAAGGAGGAAAAUACUAUGUUAUCAAAAAGUUCUAAAAAGACGAAAAAGGUUAAUACAUUCUCUAAAUUGUCACAGAUCGAUUUCGAUGAAGAGAAAGAGAAAAAUAAAAACAAGAACAGAUUCUCAAAGAACAUUCACAAGUUUGUGAAGUACAGAGAAAAGGAGAAAACAUAUCGAACAUCAAAAACAGCAGAACAGAAUGAAAAAUUAAAAAAGGAAAUUCUGGAGUUCCAUAAAAAGUGUCAAGUCCAAAAAGUCGAUAGCCCAAGAGAGUUACUCAAACAUACCGAAUCAAAUGAAGAAGUGUUGAUUGAAAAACCAGAAUUGUUCGACACAUUUGAGGCACCAUCCCCUCUUAAAAGUUCACCUGAAAUUGGAAAACGACCUAAAAGAGAAAAGAUUGAAAAAAACAAAUUUAAGGUUGUCGUGUAA